AUGGUAGCGGUUCAGGGCGGGCAGGACGAUUCCCCUGCCUAUACUGGCGUCACAAGACCACUCGUUACCCAGACGGCAGGUGGAGAUAUCGUAGUUGACACCAUCAUGGCAGACGACCAGCAGGCGGUUUUCGUAUCGAGCCACGGGCCAGACACGGUCGGAGCCUCGGUCCAUCACGGUUUAAACUCGUCAACGCCUGGCGGCGGCGACGGAGCGUCGACGCGUCAGACAGCGGUAUCACAACCCCGAUUACCUGAGGGGGUAAAGACGACUUCAUCCACGCCGGCCGUGGAGCACGUACCUCCUAAGGAGCUUUUUGAGGCUCUAAUUGAGUCGAUGAAAGCCUCACCAGGCCCAACCAACGUUGAUGUCUGGCGUCUGUCCAUCCAGGACCUAUUUACAGCGGAAUAUGCUCGGAUACCGGUAAGCGUCGACGCGUUACCGGCCGGACGCACAAGGUUUCCCAAGCUUAAGGGACCUGAGGCGGAUAGCUUGCUAGAUCUUUUUCGACGCUGUUAUGUGUCAGCUUCUGGAAGUUUCGCCGACUGGAAACGACUGGCUCAUCAGAUCAGCAACGAACUCCUCCUGACGAAGUGGGCAUUCAAGGAGAUCAUAAGAAAAUUGGUCAGUCAGCAAAAGUGGGCCACUGCUCCUGUCCCCAAUCAAUGGGCAGAAGUCGUGCAGGCGGGUAAUACGGCUCGCCAAAUGGACGGGGAGAACAAGGGGAGCAUAACCUAUGAAGAUUUUAUGUUUGACCCGGCCAAAUUCUCGUUGGAAGACUCGAUUACACUAAAGGCCAUAUGUGUGGCCCGGCUAGGUAACACGGGCUUCCAACGGCUACGUGAGGGGUCUGAUGACGAAUGGCGCAUUAUUGUGGGUAUUGCCGAAGGGCAUAUAGUCUGUCGCCGGAUGCCAGACUUUCUACGAUCGGUUCUGGACAGCAAGGAACGUCUCCGGCUGUACAGUACCGUUCAGGCGCAGGUGGAGGGUCAGUUAGUUCUCCAUAUCAGCGGUGGGCGUGACAUUCCUCUAAGUCGUCAGACAACGAAGGCCAUCACGGAGAAGAUUCUGGAAUCAGCCGAGCUGUUGAGGAUCAGUUUGCCCGAUCUCCAUCGCCUGCUGGGAUCAACGAAAACGAUCGGUUACAAUCGAUCAACCCGGUCGAUUCACUUUUUCUUUUUUUCGCGGGACAAGGCAAAGAAGCUCCAGGACGUUCAAGUGCCUUUUCAAGGUCGAGUUUAUACGCUGGAGAACGCCCAUCAGCCGGUAAGGGGAUUGGUAUGGCAGAACCAGCGGGGUCCAGAUGGUCGGUCGGGGUACCCAAGAUCGGCUUAUACGAUUAUCCUCUAUAAUCUUACCAGAUUCGACGACAUUGGACGCAUAGCAGCUUACUUGCGCUCGAAGAUUCAAACAGAAUUUGAGCUGGAGGACAUGGACACAUGCACACCAAAUUCAAGAACAUCAACAGCGUGGAAGGUAACCUUUCAUCUAGCGGGCUGCCCGAAAUUCCUUCAGGGUAUAGUACGAUUACUUUGGUUUGGAACACUAAUAAUCAUCAGGCAUCCAGAUGUGGGCCGUCGCCUCCAAUGUCUGCAGUGUGGAACUUUGGGACACCCGGCGGGCAGAUGUCAAUUCACAGAUGCGCAAUUACGCGGGCCGGGUGGCGUAGAAGUUAUCAAAGCAGAUCUUCAAGCUGUUGAAGACCUCGCCAAGCCUUUUAGCAGUCCAGGCGAAAUGAGGCAGAUGGCAAUGAGACGUCUUCAAGUCCAACAAUCGGAGGAUGCGGCAGCGCGGGCUGCAGUGACGCCGGUGGCAUUGACAGUUGCCCCCAGUCCGUCGCCAGUGGCAGAACCCCCCAGAACUGGCAUACCUCUCCAACCGGUAUAUACUCCACCAGGCACGCACGAGGGGCCACCACCACCGGCCCCAAAAUGCCGACCAGCGCAACCAUGGCUGACCCGGCCUGUACGGGGAGGGAGGAGGAUAUGGUCACCCCUGCAGGCCUCGAAAGGCGAUCUCAAGGUUAGCAGCGGUAGUUAUCACGUGCUCCAAGAGGACGAGCUGGAUGAGACCGAAACGUCCUCGAAUUCUGUUAAUAGAGAUACCCAUGAUCUGCCAAGGCAAGCAUCAAGUAAGAUGACGGAUCGGGAUGCGUCUUCCAAGAAGGGACCACCCACGUUGACACCUGAGGAUCUAGCACGACAAACAGCAGCCGCCAGGAGAGGACAGGUGUCUGUUGUUGCGGGCCCAACGCUUUUGGCCAAUAAACGCCGGGAGCGUUCAACAUGUGAGCGGCUAAUUAAACAGUUGUCACCAGGGACAAGUCACGCGAUCCCCAUGGAACCAAUGCCUCAUGCUGAACCCAUGCAUGUGACAGAAUUGGUACAGAUUUUGGGGCUCCGUGAAGUCGCCACACCGGCCACGGGCAAUUGUUUGGCGAUAGCCAUAGCUCAAGCUCUCGCAGAAUCUGCUUUGGACAACCCUACCAAGGACCUUGAGAUUUUAACGGCUAGUAUUAAACGGGGAAUCUCCAACGCCGGACUACUAAAUUUGGAGGAUCAAAUGGCUCAUGACGUACGGGUUCAUGCUUUAAAGAACGUUGGCAGAGGUUGGACGACGAUGACCAGGGGGGAGGCUGCGUCCCAACUACGGUGGUUUUUGCAUGACUAUGCAGCCUCCCCUUCCAACAGAGAAGCCCUGGUUGAGGAGCAUAGCUGGGGUGGAAGUGACACUCUUGGAAUGGCAGCCAAUUUUUUGCAUCGCACUAUCUAUGUGUUGAACUGUGGCCGCGGAACGGGUAACUGGAGUGGUCGCAAGUAUUGUCCUGCUACGAUCAACAGACACGGUCGAGUAGUGGAAACUGCCAAAGAAUUUCCACUCACUCUCUUGGCGUGUAUAGACGAGCUGCAAGCGGCAAAAAUAGAGGCGCCUCGCGCUCCACCACUGGUGCUUAGAUUCUGGGGCCGGCAUUAUUCAGCUUUUCUGCACACUGCCAGGGCGGCAGAUCGGCUCAGCCUAACUGACGUCUCGGACGGAACAGGCUCAGCGCUGCAGCAAGGUCAGGACUCGCAAAUUGUGGAUACUUUAGCUGUGCAGCUAGAAGAGAAGCGCUCCCGUAUUUUAUCCCCUAUCAGGGAUCAUAUGUCGGUUGUGGAUGACAACACUUCGAUAAUCAUCCACUCUUCAAGGAACUGUGGUCUUGCCAAAGCGUCAUCGCAGCAAUUAGCUAUUGUUCCAUCGCAGAUCAGGGGGGCCAAUCAGGGCAGUUCGCUAUCGGCUCGAAAACGUGGGCACGUCAGCACGUCGGAGUCCAUCGAGGUCAGCGAAGGGGAGAACUGGAGUGGACUUGAGAUCUCCAAACAGAAAAAAGGCAGGAUCAGCGUUGCUUCUCCUCAACCCUAUAUCACUCGGAUGGAGGAACGAAUGGAUACCGACGACUGGCCGGAUCUCUGGCAGGCUCUGGGCGUUGAAUGGCCAGUAACGGCUUCUACGCCAUAUCCACUAGUGUAUGGUAACCCUGAGGCGUGGCUGAAAACUGCCCAGGUCGAGCCAGAGCUGCUGAUCCAUCACGUGCGACGCUUUGUUUUCCCGGGUGAACUGCUGGCUAGCCUAGGGGAUCACGUUCUCGGGAUGUGGACGGCUCAGUGGCGACAGGCGUGCUUGCUGUCUGGUCUACUUGAGUACAGGCGUCGAGUGCAAGAUUCUAUACAAUCACUGUGGCUAGAUCAAUGGAUCGUGCGAACACAGCAGCGAUUGCCUUCCUCCCGGCUGGCCUCAUUAAUCGACAAUACCGACGAUUGGGUCAAGCUGAGGGAGGUAGACUACGCUACCGAUGAUAUUUUGCGUCUUUGUGACCCUCACCGACGUAUACGCCUGAGUUAUCACCUACUAUGUGCGCUAUUGUUCGACGCUGAGAUUUUUGCGCUGACCGGGGAUGGGGAAAAACCACUUGAGCCUCCCGAGCAACUUCGAGGGCACCUACGCUUACUUCGGAACAACAGUCACUACAAGGAGGUGUAUUACGCUGACGGGGGAUCCAAGGUGGAUUGGCGCAAGCUGGUUUGCUUCUUUAAUACUGCGUUGGCUCCUGCAGAGCAGCAGUUUCUACUUGAGUACUAA
Molecule: messenger RNA, 4119 nt
Organism: Peronospora matthiolae
Lineage: Eukaryota; Oomycota; Peronosporomycetes; Peronosporales; Peronosporaceae
Source: the annotation of a GenBank genome assembly